Trichoderma citrinoviride is the source of this 729-nucleotide messenger RNA. RefSeq names its product P-loop containing nucleoside triphosphate hydrolase protein. Gene Ontology annotation, cellular component: cytoplasm. Gene Ontology annotation, molecular function: ATP binding; kinase activity. NCBI's taxonomy places the organism in Eukaryota, Fungi, Ascomycota, Sordariomycetes, Hypocreales, Hypocreaceae. The coding region runs from base 1 to 729 and encodes 242 amino acids. The transcript has a single exon. The record is from RefSeq and is a predicted model, not a curated record.
AUGGACCAAACGUAUGGAUCGCUUGCAGAGCGCCUCCUCUGCAAGUGGGAAGAGAAGAAGGCAAAAGCGGCUACCACCAACGAUACAGGGAGCCUGAACCCUCCGCCUCGGCUUCUAGUCGCAGUAGCAGGCCCUCCUGGCUCCGGAAAGACAACAAUCGCAAACAGGGUUGCUGGUAUUAUCAAUUCAUUACCUCCCGAAAACAACAGCCCCAAGGCUAUCGUUAUAUCUGCCGACGGAUUUCACCUCCCGCUUGCCAUACUACGAAAACUACCCAAUGCUUCAGAAGCCCUUGCGCGCCGUGGAGCCCCCUGGACCUUUGACGGCCAUGCAGCUGUCAGCCUCGUGCGAAAGCUCGAACCACAGGCGCACCGUCAGCCAGUCCUUGCGCCUACUUUCGACCACGCAAUCAAAGAUCCGGUAUCGGAUGGUUUACUCAUAGAGGCGGACGUGGAUAUAUGUAUCCUGGAAGGUAAUUACCUUCUCUGCGAUGAGCCGCCAUGGGAUGAGAUUGCAAACCUCGUGGAUGAGAAAUGGUUUGUUCACGUCGAGCCUGAUUUGGCCUGUAGACGAGUCGCUUUUCGACAUCUUGCCGCCGGAAUUGAAGCAACAAUGGAGGAGGCAGUCCGUCGGGCAAAGGCAAACGACCUGGUGAAUGGCGAGUUUAUUGUGUCCAAGAGUCAGGGCAGGUACGAUGUGAUGAUAGAAAGCAUAGAAUCAAAACCCUAG